GCCGCCGCCAUGACAACACAAGCACCAACGUUCACUCAGCCGCUGCAGAGCGUGGUGGCACUAGAGGGUAGUGCCGCCACGUUCCAGGCUCAAGUUAGUGGUUCUCCAGUUCCUGAGGUGAGCUGGUUUCGUGAUGGCCAGGUUCUUUCCGCCGCCGCUCUGCCCGGCGUUCAGAUCUCGUUCAGCGACGGCCGUGCUGUUCUGAGAAUCCCCGCUGUGACCGCCGCACACAGCGGAAGAUUUUCUGUCAGAGCAACCAACGGAGCUGGACAAGCCACAAGCACCGCUGAACUCCUCGUCACAGCAGAGACAGCGCCCCCUAGCUUCCUCCAGAGACUGCAGAGCUCUACGGUGAGACAGGGCAGCCAGGUGAGGCUGGAUGUCCGUGUGACAGGAAUCCCAACGCCCGUGGUGAAAUUCUUCAGAGAGGGAGCCGAGAUCCAGAGCUCAGCCGACUUCAGGAUCCUUCAGGAAGGAGACCUGUACAGCCUGCUGAUUGCUGAGGCCUUCCCAGAGGAUUCUGGGACAUAUUCUGUGACCGCCACCAACAGCAGCGGACGGGCCACCUCCACCGCUGAGCUGCAGGUUCAAGGUGAAGAAGCUGUCCCAGCAAAGAAAACAAAGACUGUGAUUUCGACCCGUCAGACCCGAGUGGAAAAGAAGGUGGAGGUCAGUAUGGAGGUGGAGGCUCUCGCUCACAAGACUCCACCAAGAGUUCCUCCCAAACCCACAUCCAAGUCCCCGACUCAGCCCUCGCUGGUCUCCAAGGUGGCGGGAGGACGGCAACAGUCCCCGUCUCCUGUCAGACACGUGAAGGCGCCCACGCCCACGCCUGUCAGGCCGGUCAAGUCCCCGAUCACCACACGCAAACAGCCAGCUGUCGGCGCCGACGUCCUGCCGCCAUGGAAGCAGGGAGAGCUGAGCGUUCCCCAGCCUGGCAUGGAGCAGCGCUGGGAGACACAGGUCAAAGAGGCUGAGGGAGGGAAAAGAGCCGGGGCGGUGGCCACGGUGAUGGCUGCCGUCGACCUGGCUCGCAUCCGUCAGCCCGUGCAUGUGGAGGGCGGUGGAGCCGAAGAGGAGUCUGAGGCUGUAGAGGCAGAGUUUAGGAAGCAGGCCGCCGCCGCCGCGGCUGCUGAUCGACAGUAUCGAGCCGGCUGGACAACAACGCGAGUGCAGGCUGGCCAAAUGCUAACCACUGCUCAGGGCGUUACACCUGACGCCGCCCUGCCGCUGCCCCAGAUUCGUACUACAUCAGAAAUCAUCUCUUCCCAGGUGGACGCCGGUCCUGCCCCAUCCCCCGUUCCACAGUUUAUUGUUUCUAAAGUUUCUGUCCCCAAACACGAGAUUAGCUCCGAGGUUUCCAUCGCCGGCUCGGCUAUCGCCGCCCUGCAGAAAGAGUUUUCCUCCACCACCACUAGAAGGAUCAUCAGAUCCGUCAAGUCUCCUGUCCCGUCUCAUAGAGUGGGGGAGGCCAGAGAGACCCCGGAGCCCGUCCCCCCACCGUUUAAAGACUUCACAGAGAAAUAUCAGAGUCAAUUCGGGGCUGGUUUACAGACAGGGCUGGUGUUCUCAGGGGGUGUGGAGAGAAUGUAUGAGGACUGGGAAGCCCAGGCGGCGGAGGCAGCAGCCGUACCUGCAGCAGGUGGCGGCGUGGUCCCGCCCACUCUGGUGUCCGGCUUGAAGAACACAAAUGUGACGGAGGGCGAGUCGGUGACCCUGGAGUGCCAGAUCAGCGGUCACCCCACGCCCGUCAUCAUGUGGUUCAGAGAGGACUACAAGAUCGAGAGCUCCAUCGAUUUCCAGAUCACGUAUAAGAAUGAAAUCGCCCAGUUGGUGAUCCGCGAGGCAUUCGCCGAAGACAGCGGACGCUUCACUUGUACCGCCACCAGCGAGGCGGGAACUGUCAGCACCUCCUGCUACCUGCUCGUCCAGGUGUCCGAGGAAAUCGAGAGCAGAGAGGAAGUUGAAGCUGCAGAGAAACUAGUAACUGAAGAAGCCAGAGAGGAGGCCAUGGCAGCUGAGGCCGACGCCCCUGCCACCGCUCCCUUCUUCAUCAAGAAGCCGACCAUUCAGAAGCUGGUGGAAGGAGGAAGUGUGGUGUUUGACUGCCAGGUUGGAGGAAGCCCCAAACCUCACAUCAUCUGGAAGAAGGGUGGUGUACCGUUGACUACUGGAUACAGAUACAAAGUGGCCUACAAGAAGGACACUGGAGUAUGCAGGCUGGAGAUCUCCAUGACCUUUGCUGAUGAUGCCGGAGAAUACUCUGUUUUUGCCAAGAACCAGCUGGGAGAGGUCUCAGAAUCCGUCAGCCUGCUGGAAGAAGAGGAAUACGACGCUUACAUGAAGAAACAGGAAGCUACCUUUAAGACUGAAGUGACAGCAGUGGUGCAGGAGCCCAAAGUGGGAGACGUUCCCCCAGUCGUUGUCACAACUAUGCCGCUAACAACCACCGUUAUCUCUGGACAGGAGUUCCAUCUCUCUGCCAUUGAGCUGAGAAUCAUCCAGGAGAUUGAACUACGUAUCAUGCAGAUUACCUACACUGAAAUAGUGACUGAAGAUGGAGAAACAGUCGUGACUGCUGCCCCCACUGGGGCCCAGCAGCCUGCCUUUGACACGCCUGUCAAAAACUACAGAAUCAUGGAGGGAAUGGGAGUGACUUUCCACUGCAAGAUGGCUGGAGCUCCACUCCCCAAGAUUGCCUGGUUCAAAGAUGGCCAGCGCAUUAGGCCCAGCGACCGCUAUCACAUGGAGGUUCUUCAGGAUGGACGAGCCAGCCUGCGUCUGCCUGUGGUUGGACCAGAGGAUGAAGGCGUGUACACCGCCUUUGCCUCAAACAUGACAGGAAAUGCUGUCAGCUCUGGAAAACUCUACAUCGAGCCAUCCGCAGCUGGAGCGCCUCAGAGAUACACGCCACAGCCGGCGGUGCAGAGAAUCAGGUCCACAUCUCCUCGUUCUCUGAGCCGCUCUCCUGGACGUUCUCCCAGCCGUUCUCCUGGACGUUCUCCUGCCAGGAGGCUUGAUGAGACAGACGAGGCUCAGCUGGAGAGACUCUACAAGCCUGUGUUUGUCAUGAAGCCUUCUUCAUGUAAAUGCUCUGAGGGGCAAACUGCCAGAUUUGACUUAAAGGUUGUCGGCAGACCCAUGCCGGACACAUACUGGUUCCACAACGGACAACAAGUCGUUAGCGACUACACCCACAAGAUAGUGGUGAAAGAGGAUGGUACCCAGUCUCUGAUCAUCGUCCCAGCCAUGCCUGAGGACUCUGGAGAGUGGACCGUCGUGGCCCAGAACAGAGCUGGACGUUCAUCCAUCUCUGUCACUCUCACGGUCGAUGCCAAAGAAACCUUGGUGCGCCCCCAGUUCACUGAGAAGCUGAGGAAUAUCAGUGUCAAACAGGGUACUCUGGUUGAGCUGGCUGUCAAAGCCAUUGGAAACCCCCUACCUGACAUCGUCUGGCUGAAGAACAGCGACAUUAUCACCCCACACAAGCACCCAAACAUCAGGGUUGACGGAACAAGAGGAGAGGCCAAAUUCCAGAUUCCCUCUGCAACCGGCUCAGACAGCGCCUGGUACACCGCUACAGCCAUCAACAGGGCUGGCAGAGACACCACUCGCUGCAGAGUCAAUGUGGAGGUGGAUUACGUAGAACCUGAACCAGAGAGGAAGCUCAUCAUUCCCAAAGGAACCUACAAAGCCAAGGAGAUCGCCCCUCCAGAGGUGGAGCCUCUACAUCUACGAUACGGUCAAGAGCAGUGGGAGGAGGGCGACCUUUACGACAAAGAGAAGCAGCAGAAACCUCAGUUCAAGAAGAAGCUGACCUCUGUCCGCAUGAAGCGCUUUGGUCCAGCCCACUUUGAGUGCAGACUGACUCCCAUUGGUGACCCCACCAUGGUGGUAGAGUGGCUGCAUGACGGUAAACCCCUGGCAGCUGCUAACAGACUGCGCAUGGUCAAUGAAUUUGGAUACUGCAGUCUUGACUAUGAGGUUGCUUACCCUAGAGACAGCGGUGUCAUCACCUGUAGAGCCACAAACAAGUUCGGAGUCGACCAGACCUCGGCCACUCUUGUCGUCAAGGACGAGAAGGGCCUUGUUGAGGAAUCCCAACUUCCUGAAGGCAGGAAGGGAGCCCACCGUAUCGAUGAGAUGGAACGCUUGGCUCAUGAGGGAGGACCCUCUGGAGUCACAGCCGAAGAGGAGACAGAGAAAACCAAGCCUGAGAUUGUCCUUCUUCCUGAACCAGUCAAUGUUAUGGAGGGAGACACAGCUAGAUUCCGCUGCAGAGUAACCGGUUAUCCAGCCCCCAAGGUGAACUGGUACCUCAACGGACAACUUAUCCGCAAGAGCAAGAGAUACAGACUCCGCUAUGAUGGCAUCUAUUAUCUUGAGAUCACCGAAAUCAAGUCCUAUGACUCCGGAGAGGUCAAAGUGGUGGCUGACAACAUCGUUGGUUCAACAGAGCACACUGUGAAGCUCGAGAUUGGGCAGAAAGAGGAUUUCAGGACACAUUUGCGCCGUGCAGCUGAUGGGAAGCUAAUAGAGGCCGCACCUGAACCUGGAAGAACUCCAUUUGAGGUGGUGAAGGCUGAGGCAGUCACCGAAGAGUCCCAGCUCAAAGAAGUGGUCAAACUGAAGAAGGCUCAAAGAAUUAUCCAUGAGAAGGCCACAGAGGAGACUGAGGAGCUGAGGAGCAAGUUCAAGCGCAGGACUGAGGAAGGCUACUAUGAAUCCAUCACUGCAGUGGAGCUCAAGGCACGCAAGAGGGACGACUCCUACGAGGACCUCCUGAGGAAAACCAAGGAGGAGCUGGCUCACCGUGUCAAGGAGAAAGAGGAGGCUGAGAAAAAGAAGGAAGAAGAACGUCGCAAAGUUACAGCUAAAGCUCUAAAACCAGAGAGAGUCAAGCUCUCAGCCAGCAUGGAAGCUCCAAAGAUCCUGGAGCGCAUCACCAGCCAGACCGUCUCUCAGGGCGAUGAGGUCAAGUUCAGAGUCCGUGUUGUUGGUAGACCAGAACCUGAGUGCCAGUGGUUCAAGAACGGUGUUCAGCUGGAGAAGUCUGACCGCAUCAGCUGGUUCUGGCCUGAAGAUCACGUGUGCGAGCUGGUGAUCAGAGAUGUCAGAGCGGAGGAUUCUGCUAGCAUCAUGGUUAAAGCUACCAGCAAGGCUGGAGAGACUUCCAGCCACGCCUUCCUGCUGGUGCAAGGAAAGCAAGUCAUCACCUUCACACAGAAGCUGGAGGAUGUCAACGCCAAAGAGAAGGACACCAUGGCUACCUUUGAGUGUGAAACCAACGAGCCGUUCGUCAAGGUCAAAUGGCUGAAAGAUAACACGGAAAUUUACUCCGGGGACAAGUACAGGAUGCACUCGGACAGGAAGGUUCACUUCCUGUCAGUGCUGAUGAUCGACAUGAGGGACGAUGCAGAAUACACCUGCAUGGUUAUCGACGAUGAUGUCAGAACGACCGCCAAGCUCAGUGUUGAAGGAGCCCCGCUGGAGAUCGUGAAGCAGCUGGAGAGCACAGAAGUACCUGAGACAUACUCUGGAGAGUUCGAGUGUGUCGUGUCCCGUGAGGAUGCUGAAGGAACCUGGUACUUUGGGGAGAACAUGAUCUCUCCCAGCGGUAAAUACCUUAUGACCUCCCGCCGUGGAAGACACACCCUCUCCGUGAAAGACGUCAAGAAGGAGGACCAGGGAAAAUACACCUUCAAAGUGGGAGAGCUGAAGACAAGCGCCUCGCUGAAGAUGAAAUUGCGCCCGGUGACGCUCAUGCAGCCUCUGGCCGACCUGACCGUCUGCGAGGGCGACAUCGCUCAGAUGGAGGUUAAGUUCUCCCAGGAGAACGUUGAGGGAUCCUGGCAGAAGAACGGGCAGCCAAUCACUGCUUCAAAUCGUGUGCACAUUGUUAUCGACCGACAGAUCCACAAACUCCUGAUCGAAGACACCACCAAAGACGACUACGGGAUGUACUCCUUUGUGGUUCCUGAUCAUGGCAUCUCCACCACUGCUAAGCUGGUCGUCCAGACAAUCGGCAUCCUGAUCCCACUGAAGGACAUCAGUGCUGUUGAGGGAACCAAAGCAGUCAUGGAGACCAAGAUCUCUGCUCAGGACAUCAGCUCUGUCAAAUGGUACCACAACGACCAGCUGCUGACGCCAAGCGACCGCAUCCAGAUGGUGGCCAAGGGAGCCAAGCAGCGUCUGGUCUUCAACAGGACGUUUGCCUCCGAUGAGGGACACUACAAACUGGUUGUUGGCCGUGCAGACACGAGCUGCAGGCUUACUGUUCAGACGGUCCAGAUCGUGAAGCCGAUGUCAGACAAGCAGUGCUCAGAGUCUGAGAACGUCACUUUCGAGGUCGAGGUUUCCCACCCUGGCAUUGACCCUUUCUGGACCUUCAAAAGGCAGCCGCUGAAGGCCAGCGCCAAGUACAAGAUGGAGUCCAAGAACAAGCGCCACACCCUGACGGUCAUGAACGCCAUGGUGGAUGAAGAGGGCGAGUACAUGUUCGCUGCUGGAGAGAAGAUGAGCACUGCUAUGCUCACAGUGACAGGUGGCGCUAUCAAAAGGCCGCUGCGUGAUUUGGUGGUGGCCGACUCCCAGACUUCCGUGCUGGAGUGUGAAGUUGCCAACCCCACCGCUGAGGGCCGAUGGCUGAAAGACGGACAACCUGUGGACUUUAACGAGAACACGGUGAGCGAGGUGAACGGCGCCGUCAGACGCCUCGUCAUCAACAUCACCAAAGCCACCGACAUCGGAGAGUACACCUACCAGGUGGCCACCUCCAAGACCACAGCCACCCUGAAAGUGGAGGCCGUGAAGAUCAAGAAGACCCUGAAGAACCUGAAUGUGGUCCAGACUCAGGACGCCGUGUUCAGCCUGGAGCUGACCCACGAGGAUGUGAGGGGAGCUCAGUGGAUCAAGAACGGCGUGGAGAUCCAGCCCAGCGAUAAAUAUGAGAUCACCAUCGAAGGCACUGUCCACACCCUGACGAUCAAGAACUGCACCACACAGGACGAGUCGGUCUACGCUUUUAAACUGGGCAAGCUGGGAGCAAACGCCAGGCUCAACGUUGAGACCAUCAAGAUCCUGAAGAAGCCCAAAGAUGUGACCUCUCUGCUGGGAGCCACCGCCAUGUUUGAGGUGGGUCUCUCUGAGGACGACAUCCCUGUCAAAUGGAUGUUCAACAACACCGAGCUGAAGCCCAGUGAGCACUACAGGAUGCUCUCUGAGAAGAAGACCCACAAACUGAUCGUCCAGGACGUGGACAACAGCAAGGAGGGAGAGUACACGCUGAUGGUGGGACACCUUAAAUGCAGCGCUCGCCUCUCUGUUGAGUCCCUGCGCAUCACCAGACCGCUGAAGAGCGUGGCAGUCCCAGAGACCAAGGAGGCGAUGUUCGAGUGUGAAGUUUCUCACUUCAACGUGCCAACCACCUGGCUGAAAGACGGCGUGGAGAUCGAGAUGAGCGAGAAGUUCAGGAUCGUCGUCCAGGGGAAAAUCCACCAGCUGAAGAUCAUGAACACCAGCAGGGACGACUCUGCAGAGUACACCUUCGUCUGCGGGAACGACCGAGUGUCCGCUACGCUGACCGUUAACCCCAUCCUCAUCACCACCAUGCUGGAGAACCUGAACGCUCAGGAGAAAGACACGGUCACCUUUGAGGUGAACGUCAACUACGAGGGAAUCACGUACAAGUGGCUGAAGAACGGCGUGGAGAUCCGGUCCACGGACAGAUGCCAGGCUCGCUGCAGACAGCUGACUCACAGCCUCAGCUUUAGGGCAAUCUUUUUUAAAAUGCUUUUCUCUUUCAUUCAGAGACUCCUUCAGACUAUAGAGACGUUAUUUGUUAGCGCACAUGUUUGAGUUUGGCUCCAUGUAUUUCUUCCAGCUCGUGUUGUUGAGUUCACCAAACAUCUUAAAGACCUGAAGAUCACGGAGAAAAAGAGAGCCACAUUUGAGUGUGAAGUUUCUGAGCCUAACAUCCAGGUGAUGUGGAUGAAGGACGGCCAGGAGCUGGAGAUGUCUGACAGGUAUAAGAUGACCUCAGAUAAAUUUGUGCACCGCCUGGUUCUGCCGUCCGUUCGCCUGUCUGAUGCUGGAGAAUACACCGCCGUCGCCGGGUCCAGCAUGUCUGUUGGCCAUCUGGGAGUUGAGGGGCGGGACGUGAAAAUCUCAGAGCCAGUCAGCAGAGACAUCACAGUCGUCGAGAAACAGAGAGCGACCUUUGAGUUCGAGGUGAACGAGGACGACGUGGAGGGUCACUGGAUGAGGAAUGGCGUGGAGAUCCAGUUCUCGAUGGAGGAGAGGUUCAACUACGCCACAAUCAGGAAGCUGCACCGCCUCACCAUCUCUGAGACGUACAGGAGCGACGCCGGCGAGUACACCUUCUUAGCUGGCAAGAACAGGAGCACCAUGCACCUCCACGUUAGAUUGCCGGAGCCUCCUCAGAUCGUCCGCCACAUGGAGCCCCAGACCGCCACAUCCGGCAGGUCGGUGCGUUUCUCUGUGCAGGUCGGCGGUAUCCCACAGCCUCAGGUGUCCUGGUACAAAGACUCCCAGGCUCUGGCCACCAGCUACAAGUGCAAGUUCCUCCAUGACGAAGACGAGCACACGCUGAUGCUGCUGGAGGUCUUCCCUGAGGACGCCGCCGUCUACAGCUGCGAAGCCAAGAACGACUACGGAGAGGCGACAAGCUCUGCCCCUCUCACUGUGGAAGUUCCUGAGGUGGUCGAACAUAUGGUGCGGGUCUCUGCUCCGGUCCUUGUGGCUCCUAUCCGGGACGUCCUGGUUGCAGAGGGACAUUCUGCCCGUUUCCAGUGCACCAUCUCUGGGGAAGACCUGCAGGUUUCUUGGUUCUGUAAUGACAGAGAGAUCAGACAGUCAGACGUCUUUAAGAUGUCUCAUUAUGGGGACAUCUUCCAGCUGGACAUUUCCAGAGUCCAGCCCAGCCAUGAAGCAGAAUAUUCAUGUGUGGUCACUAAUUCUGCUGGAAUGGCCACGAGCUCGGCCACUAUCCACAUUGAUGUAACUGAAGUACCAGAGGAACCUUCAGUUAAGGUCCAAGAGGAAGUGAAAGCUUUCACUAGCUCCACCGUCACAGUGGAAGAGGAAACCGAGGAGUCAUUCUACUCCGGUCUAAAAUUGCCAGAUAAAACCAGAACACUUGAACUUAAGCCCGAGUCCAAACGCUUUUCCAGCCAUUUGGAAAAGAAGAAAGAAAAACCUGUUUUCCUCAGCAGACUUUGUCCAGCUGCUGUGAGUGUUGGAGAAACGGCUAGACUUACGGUCAGAGUGUCUGGUUUCCCUAAGCCCACCAUUCAGUGGUUCCACAACGGCCACACUAUCACUAGUUCAUCCGCGUAUACGUUCGUCCAUGAGAAGGACGAGUUUAGCUUGGUCAUCACUAAAGCUGAGAGGGAAUAUGAAGGCGAGUACUCGUGUACUAUCAGCAACAGGUUUGGGAAGUCAACGUGCACGUCUUAUCUGCAUGUGCACGUGAAGGAACCAGAGAGGGAGGAGAAAGUUGACAGGAAACCUCCUGUUCCCACCGGCAGAGCCCCAGAGUUCACUAAAAACAUCGAGUCUGUAGAGCUGUUUGAAGGCGGUCAGGCUUUCUUUAGGUAUGUGGUGACGGGAGAUCCUCUUCCUGAGGUUCAGUGGCUCAAAGGCAGCUUCCACAUUCAGGCUGGUGGGUUCUGCAUCAUUGUGAGUAACCCAGAUGGAUCAGGCUUCAUGAAUUUGAAGAGUGUCAAGCAGGAGCACAGUGGCGUCUACACCUGUAAGGCCUCAAACCGGUACGGAGAGGCGUCCUGUUCCGCUGAGCUGAUGGUCUGUCAGGAGGAGGUCCAGGAAGAGCAAACACUGGUGAAGAAAACUAAAGGUCUGAAAAUAUCAAUGACUGAACAAACCACAGAAUCUAGAUUAUCAACAGAAAGGAGCCGGUCUGAUCAGAUGAUUUAUACCAUUAGCACUGAAGACCGGCAGAUCAUUCCCAGCGAGGAGGCGGGGACCCUGCAGGAGCUCGAUAUCUAUGCGGCCACCCUUCAUCGAGAGCUGCUCACCCAGCAGGCUGCAGUCUUACAGUCUCAUGACAUACAGGAAAGAGUUUCUUUGGCCCCCAGUCAUCCUCCUCAAGUGUCAGCAGUGCCCAAGAAACAGCUUCAUGUAGCUAGCUUCUUAUCCUCAGUGCAGGAAAAGCAAAAGAUCACAGAGCAGCACUCGGAGCGGAUCCUCAGUCCUGAGAUCGUGGAGCUUGAACCGGCCAAAGAGAGCAGAUCGAGGCUCCUGUCAGCCACAUCUGAAGAGACCCUGCCCCUCGCCACAGUGAGAGCCGAGGUGUUGAGGGAGCGGGCUACAGAGAACCUCAAGGCCUCGAGAGAACCCCAGCAGAUCGUCAGCAGUCACCAAGUCGAGUCCAGACUUCCAGUUCUUGAUGAGACUUCAGAGGCCGUCCACAAGCCUGAGGAAGAGAGGGGCUUUAAAGUCACCGAGGGAGUCAAGAUUUUAUACUCGGCUCAGUCCACGGGGCAACUACCAAUCACAGAGAGGCACACGGAGCCUCUGCCAGAUCUAGAUCCAGCUUCUGAGCCCUACGUAGAGAGAGAGCAGGCUAAAGCAGUGGUAGCACCAGUUAGUGAAGCUAGGGUGUCUUUAUCCAAGGAGCAGACAUUUAGAAUGGACAGACCAGAUCAGGAGAGCAUCGUCCCAAACAAAGUGAUGGUCUUUAAGUCAGCAGUGACUGCUGAGGAGAGAUAUGAACUCCAAGGUGAGCAGACAGAGCCAGUGCCAGGGUUAGCUUCUUCUUUGUGUCUGCAGCCACAGCGUGAGGAGGAAAGGGUUCUGAAUCUGCAGGUCAUCAGUGAACAGGAUGUUUUAUGGUCUGAGGGUAGGUUUAGCAGUGACAAGCCGUCCGCAGAGCAGGCAGAGGCAAGGAAGAGCCCAACACUUCUGCAUUCUGUGACCCAGGAGGAGCAACGAACCGCGGUCUGUGAAGCCACCUCGGAGUUCUCAGCAGAGACCGAGACCAUGUCCAUUCAGCCCAAGAAAGAGUCACCGCCAACAAAAUGCCUCCAGACCAUUCAGUCCUCAAUGGUCCUACCAAAGGAGGGCAUCCUCACCAUCACCAAGCCUGAGCAGCAGGGGGCAGUGCAGAAGCAAGAAAAGGCCAGGGGUCAUGCAGCGACCUCAGAGGAGAGACCAACGAUUACAGCAGAGUUUCACAAAGAUCUAGAUGUUUCUGUGCCUGGACUUCAGUCAAAGCUUCAGACCGAGCCCAGACCGUCCAGCAUCCUGUCGGUCUCCUCCAAACCACUACAUCUGGCCAAAGAAGAACCGUUCACCAGCGAGGCCAAGCACCAGCGCGCCUUAGUCCAGAAAGAAGAAAACUGGAGAAUCAUGCAUUCUUUAAACAUCUCAGACACUCAGGCUUUAGAGGAGGGUCAUACCGUUAGCAUUAAGACCGAUGAGAAGUUCAGACCCCAGAUAAAUACUGAGCCCAAGAUUCCAAAGAGACCCAUCCUAAUAGAGGAGAAGGCCAUGGCCACAGAGAGCUGCACCAUCUUAGAGGCUGCUGAGCAGGACUUCGCUGUUCAGAUCCAGGAAGGCCAGUCCGUCCAACGCUCGGUGUUACUAGAAGAGAAGCGCGUGAUAACGGGAGAGCGUUCCUGUGAGAUCCUUAAAUCAGAGGGAUCAGCUCUCAGCGUGAAGACCCAGCCCAAUGAGGUUCUGUUUGCUCAUGAGUCCCAGGACACGCUGACUCUCCCGAAAGAACUCCACUUUGUCAUUCAGAUUCCCAAACCGUUCAGUUUAAAUAUCCGUCAUCAGCUCAGAGACGCCCUUCAGUCCGCUGUGGCCCAGGACCAGCCCGUGCUUCUCGCUGACGUUGUAGGAAGGCUGGAGGGCGUGGAGGUUCAGGAGGUCAAGGUGUACAGAGAGCCCAAACGAGCCACAUACUCAUACCUGAUCACAACACCUGGGGCUCCUAUGGAAAUCACGCUGUCUUUUGAAGGUGAAUACCCUCAGACAGCUGACCUCAGGUCUGAGCUCCAGAUCGCUCUACAGGCGAUGGUUUUCCAGGAACAUUCCAGUCUCACAUCAGAGCAACCCGGUCUCAUGCAGAUAGACAAGCCUCAGAGAGCGCUGGUCAGUUCAGCACGCUCCAAGAAGGUUUUGUCGACCAUGGUGGACACCACGAUGGUGGCAGAGAGCGCAGUAGGGUUUCCUCCAGCUCUGUCUCAGUCUGCUGUGAUCAAAACUGAAGCCAGGGCUUCCAAGGAGAGUGCAGUAGGGUUUCCUCCAGCUCUGUCUCAGUCUGCUGAGAUCAAAACUGAAGCCAGGGCUUCCUUCCAGAGCGCUUCAGUUCAGAGCUGUGCUGAGAUCCAGGAAUCUAAGACGGUGAGUGUGAGAGAGAGGCAGACCGCUGCUGACGUCACCACCUCGGUGUCCGUGGAUCAGACCCAUGUUGAACGACAUGUAGAAGUGAUGGUCCACAAAGAGAGCAGAGAGGAGUAUCUGUCUGAGGCUAUCAUGAUCAGUGAGUCCUCUGACAGUCUGCUAGACUAUCCUGUCAUUGUGAAUUCUCUGGAAGAUAUUUGUGCUGAGGAAAACGGCAAAGCCACUUUUACUACCACCAUAAAGUAUACCAGCAGAGUUAACUGGUUUUUCAAUGGCCAGUUGGUGAAAUCAGGCAAAGAGUUCAAGUGUUCUAAAGACCAGGACAGAUACACACUGACUAUUGACAAGGUUAUGAAGGAGAGGCACCAAGGAGAAUAUGUUUGUGAGGCUGAGAAUGAAGCCGGCAGGACUACAACAUCUUCAAGACUCACUGUGGUCUCAAGAGUGAAGCCUGUGUUCAGGCACAGAAUCGCCCCUGUGGAGAUCAACAUUGGCGGCUCUGCCAAGUUUGAAUGUGAAACUGAGGAUGCUCCCAACGUGAGCUUCAAAUGGUUCAAAGAUGGACACCCCAUCAAAGAGGGUGACAAGUACAGGAUAAUCAGCCGCUUUACCAUGUCCAGUUUGGAGAUUCUGAGCCCAAAUAAGGACGAUAGUGCUGAAUACACCUGCAAGGCAUCCAAUCAGCAUGGCAGUGAUGAAUGCUCCGCCUCUCUCAGCGUUACAGAGCUAUGUCCUCCUGCCUUUAUAACUAAACCUGAGCACCAGACUAUGUAUGUUGGGAAGAGGGCAUUGAUUCAGAGUGUAAUAACAGGAUCUGUUCCACUGAAUGUGGUCUGGCUCAAAAACAACCGGCCGUUACCCAUGGUGCCCACCCACUACCAGACCUAUAGCGAAAAGAACAAGCACACUCUUGAGAUAACCAGGCUAGAGCCGGACGAUAAAGGGCUGUAUGUGUGCAAAGUGUCCAAUGACGUUGGGACGGCUGAGUGCAGCAUGGAGCUGCGUGUUAUUAACCAGCCCAACUUUGUGAAGCCCCUGGGUCCGAUCGCCGCUGUGGUCGGAGCUCCUCUACACUUGGAGUGUCAGGUGGAUGAGGACACAGGAGUCAGUGUCACCUGGACCAGGGAUGGUCGGAAAGUCCACCAGUCUCCGGACUGUAAACUGUCUUUUGAGGAUAAGACAGUGAGUCUUGAUAUCCUAAAGACCACACUGAAAGAUUGUGGAAAUUAUGUGUGCACGGUGACCAACGAGGCCGGCAGUGCCUCUUGCUCCACUUCGGUGAAAGUCCAAGAGCCGCCAGUCUUUGUAAAGAGGCUUGAAGCCAACACCGUCUGGAAGCAGGGCAGCACUGCACGGCUGCAGUGCAGUGUCAAAGGUUCUCCUGAACUUCACACCAGCUGGUUCUUUAAUAACAGUAAAAUCUCUGCGGGGGGCAGAGUCAGCAUCAGUCAGAAGGACGGGGUCACCACUCUGGAGAUACAGGAUGUGAUGAUGAGCAACAGCGGGAACUACACCUGUGAGGUUCUCAAUGAGUCUGGCUGUGAAAGCUGCAGCACUAAAGUAACAGUGAAAGAGCCCCCCACUUUCAAAAAGGAGUUACUCCCCGUAGAGGCGGUCAGAGGCUCUGUAGCAGUCUUGGAGUGUGAGAUUUCAGGCACCGCCCCCUUUGAGGUGGCCUGGAGAAAGAAUAAGAAACGCCUGAGCACAGAUAAGAAGUACAGCAUAGUCUCACAGGGAGCGCUGAGCUCUCUGGAGAUCCGCUCCUUCGAGAGCACUGACGCUGGGGAGUACGAAUGUGUGGUUUCAAACGAGGUGGGCUCGGUAACAUCCAAGUCUGUAGCCAAACAGAGAGAGCCACCUAUGUUCUCUAAGAGGAUUGAGAGUGCUACAGCAGUGCUGGGCACCACGGUGAAGCUGCAGGGAGCCCUGAAAGGCUCCGCCCCCAUCACUAUUAAAUGGCUGAAAGACUCUAAGCUGCUCAGAGAUGAUGAUCCAAAUGUGAAAAUGACAUUUGAGAACAACAUUGCGAGCAUUUCCUUCUCGUCUGUUGAGAUGAAGCACGGGGCUAAGUACACGUGCGUGGCCGAAAACGAGGCGGGACAGCAGAAAUGUGACGCCGUCUUAACAAUCCAAGAGCCGGCUAGGAUCUUAGAGAAGGCAGCGUCCAUCAGCGUGACGGCCGGAGAUUCAGCCACUUUGGAGUGUGCUAUUUCUGGAAGUCCAGAGCUGAAAGUGAAGUGGUUCAAAGACGGCAAAGAGCUGGCCAGUGGGCGCAAAUAUAAAGUGGUAGUAAAGGAGAACACCGCCACCUUAAAGAUCCUCUCAGCGGAUAAAGGAGACACGUCCGAGUACAGGAUGGAGGUGUCCAAUAGGGUCGGAAAAGACGAGUGCACAUGCUCAGUCACUGUUAUAGACCGUGCGGUGCCACCGUCCUUCACCAGAUCUCUAAAGAAAGUGGAUGGAAAUCUGGGUAGUAACGUGACCUUGGAGUGCAGAGUGGCUGGGACUCAGCCCAUGGUUGUUUCCUGGUACAAAGACGAUAAAGAAAUCCACAGCGAUGGCAAAUAUAAGAUUGAUUUCAGUGAGAGUACAGCCUCAGUGACUAUAAUCAGCCUGGAGCAGACGGACGCUGGAGUUUACACGUGCCGGGCGUCCAAUGACGCCGGAGAAAAAGACACCAGUGGUGCCCUGGCUGUCAGAGAACCUCCAGUCUUCACGGUGAGGCCUGAAUCCCAGGAUGCUUCACCUGGAUCAAACAUUGUCAUAAAAUCGGCGUUUACAGGAUCAGCUCCUCUGCAUGUGAAGUGGUUCAGAGAGGAAAAAGAGAUUUUCACUGGGGGGAAAUGUUUCAUAAAGAAAGACGCUUCUUCCAGCUCUCUGGAGCUCCAUUCAGUCAAACCCAGCGACUCUGCUAAAUACACGUGCCAGGUUUCCAACGAUGCCGGGAAGGUGGACUGCACUGUAGACGUCUUUGUGAAAGAGGCGCCAACGUUUACCAUCAAGCUUGAGCCGUCACAGCAAGUCAAACUGGGACAGUCUCUGAAGCUGUCCUGCAAAGUUCAGGGCACCCCCUUUAUUAGCAUCUCAUGGUUUAAAAACGGGGAAGAAAUGGCUGCAGACCACAGACAUGCAAUGUCCUUCGACAACUCGAUAGCGACUCUGGAGGUAGACGACUGUUCCAUGGAGGACAGCGGCGAUUAUGUCUGCGUGGCGUCCAGCCAGGCCGGCAGAGACCAGUGCAACUGCUCAGUAACAGUCAAAGAACCUCCGGUGUUUGUGAGGCCGUUUGAAUCCGCUGAGCUUGUGAAAGGAUCUGUAAUUGUCUUGGAGGGGACGGUUACCGGCUCCCCUCCAUUUGAAAUAAACUGUUUCCUCAACGAUAAGCUGAUCAGAAGCGACGCCAGGCACAAGAUCAGCUUUGAAAACAACACGGUGACUCUUCAGAUCUCCCACUGUGAGACGACAGACGCUGGGACAUACCAGUGCACUGUCGCUAAUGAUGUCGGGGAGACAUCUUGUUCUUGCCAGAUUUCUCUUAAAGAACCCCCGUCGUUUGUUCAAAGACUAGAGGAUAUGUCCUGUAUGGUGGGAUCUGAGAUCUCUAUGAGGUGCAUGUUGUCUGGAUCCCUCCCCAUGACUUUCACCUGGAUUAAGGAUGAUCAUGAGCUCACUGAGGAUGAGCAUGUUAAGAUGUCCUUUGAAACCAAAUGUGCCGUGUUGAAUUUGACAAACACUCAGUUGUCACACGGCGGGAAAUAUGUCUGUCAGGCAAAGAACAAUGCCGGGACUCGCAGCUGCGCCGCUGUACUCGUAGUCACAGAGCCUGCAAAUAUCUCUGAUCAUGCAAAGUCUAUCAGUGUAACGCAAGGCGACCCAGCCAGGCUAGAAUGCAGAUUCUCAGGCACCAAACCGCUGAAGUCCAGGUGGAUGAAGGCGGGAAGGGAGCUGACCUCAGGCAGGAGAUACAACAUACGGAGCACGGACACCAGCUCUGUGCUCACCAUCCUUAAAACAGACAAAAGUGAUAGCGGUGAUUACACGUUCGAGGUUUCGAACAAAGCCGGCAGCGGUUCAUGUGAAGCGUCUGUGACGGUCUUAGAACCUCCGUGUAUUCUUGAAAAGCCCAAACCCAUGAGUGUUCUGCCGGGCUCAAAGAUCCAGUUAAAUGUUCUGUUCUCUGGUACGCCUCCACUAAAGAUCAGGUGGUUAAAGAAUAAGAAAGAGCUUUUAUCCAGUGCUGACCGCUCUGUGCUUAAAGACAACACCUCCAGCACGCUGAAGCUCCUCUAUGCCAAAACCUCCGAUUCUGGGGACUACGUCUGUGAAAUCCAGAAUGACGUGGGCUCCACGUCCUGCCAGACAUCACUCUUUGUUAAAGAGCCGCCAUAUUUCCUAGAGAAACCUGACGGUGUUUCAGUCGUAGCAGCAGGAGAAUCUAAAAUGUUUGAGUGCAAGUUAGCCGGAACUCCAGAGAUCUGUGUGCGCUGGUUCAGAGACGGAGCUGAGAUUGGCCAGAGUGACAAACACUACAUCUCAUUUUACAACUCUGUGGCCUCCUUGGAGAUUUGUGACGUUAGUGAAAAUGACAGCGGUAAAUACUUCUGCGAAGCCUGCAACGAAGCAGGGACAGAGAGCUGCAGCGUUGAGCUUGAUGUGAAAGAACCUCCGUCCUUUUUGAGAGAGCUGACACAUCUUGAGGUGGUAAAAGGCUCCACAGCUACAUUUGCUUGCAAAGUGGCAGGAAGUGCUCCAUUUAAGGUCACAUGGUUCAAAGAUAGAAAGCCAAUAGAACCCAACCAGAAGUACGUCAUAAUGGAUACCGACAACGUGAGUUUGAAAAUCCAGGACUGCAAUGCAGGCGACGUCGGUACUUAUAAGUGUUUGGUAUCAAAUGAAGUUGGGAGUUGUACCGGCUCUGCAUCGUUGAGUCUGAAAGUCCGUCCAACAUUCACCACCAAGAUAGAAAACAUCUCCACUAUUCUGGGAGGGGUCGCGGUGUUUCAGUGCACCGUGGACGGCUCUUCACCUCUCUCUGUGCAAUGGCAGAAAGAUGAGAACUGGAUCCACGAGGAUCCAAAGAUUGAGAGAACGUUUGCUAAUAACGAGGCCACCCUGAGGAUUCCUGUGUGUGAGGCGAUUCACGCGGGGAAAUACAGCUGCCAUGUUGUGAACGAGGCCGGCCAGGACAAAUGCUUCGCCAACCUCAUAGUGCAAGAACCACCCACCAUCACAGAGAAGCCCGACGUAGUCAAAGUGACGUGUGGAGAUCCAGUUAGCCUUGAGUGCAGGGUCACUGGAACUCCUCAGAUCAGUGUUAAAUGGAGCAAAGAUGGUAAAGAGCUCCGCUCUAACAAGAAAUUCAAAGUCCAGUAUGAGAACAAGCUGGGCCGGUUAAACAUACUCCGCUCUCAGAUGGACGAUGGUGGAGAGUUUCUGUUUGAAGCCAGGAACUCUGUGGGGACCUGCAGCUGUAAAAUCAUGCUGGUUGUUUUAGAGGAGGUGAUCCCUCCGACAUUCCUUAAGAAACUAACAAACACUCAAGCCAUUAUGGGCUCACCGGUCACCAUGGAGUGUAAGGUGACCGGGUCUCUUCCAAUGUCAGUUGAAUGGAGCAAAGGGAAACAAGUGAUCGCUGAGAGCUCCAAGUAUAAACUUCAGCAUGUUGAAAACACUCUGUCGCUGGAGUUCAGACUGACGGAGAGCGAUGAUACCGGAGAGUAUUCUUGUAAAGUUUCCAACAAAGCAGGCAGCUGCCUGUGCAGUGGAGUUCUUACAGCCAAAGUGCCCCCCAGGUUCACAUCCGAGCCUGAGUCUCGGGCUGUUAUUCCAAAGUCUACUGUACACUUCAGAAGUGUGUUUGAAGGAACUCCUCCAUUUGUGGUGAAAUGGUUCAAGGAUGACAUGGAGCUCAUCACCGGCCCGUCCUGUACUGUUAGACUGGAGACGUACUCCUCCUCUGUAGAGCUGCACUCAGUCCAGACCCUGCAGUCUGGGAUUUAUUCUUGCCAAGUUAGCAAUGAAGCGGGCUCGGUGAAAAGUGCAGCAGACUUGUUGGUGAAAGAACCUCCACAGUUUGUCCAGAAACUCCCUCCCGCGACCUUCGUGAAGCAGUGUGAGGGAUUCCGUUUCGAAUGCAAGGCCACGGAGUCCCAGUCUCUGACUAUGUGCUGGUACAAAAAUGACCAAAAGAUAACUGACGGGGGCAACUACAAAACAAUGUUUGUUGGCUCCACCGCAUACCUCCAGCUUCGCACCACAAAGUUGGAGGAUAAUGGCGUCUACACAUGUGAGGCUCAUAAUGAUGCUGGCAGUGCAAGCUGCAGCACAGUGCUCAAAGUCCAAGAGCCACCAUCCUUUACUAAAACACCAAGCCCAGUAGAGGGCAUCAUAGGAAAAGAUGCCAGCCUUUACUGUGAGAUCUACGGCACUCCACCGUUCCAGGUGAACUGGUACAAAGACAAAAGACCACUAAAGGAGAGCAGGAAGUAUAAGAUGGUGACUGAAGCCAGCUCUGCUACUCUUCAUGUAAUGAAGCUGGAGCAGGAUGAUGCUGGUCUUUAUGAGUGCAGAGUCUCUAACAGUGUAGGAACCGAAUUCUGCCGUACCACCGUUAGCCUGAAAGAAAAGCCAGCGUUUGUCAAGAAGCUGGUGGACCAGUCAGUGAAGGUCGGCCAGCAGCUGACUCUGACGGCUACCGUGACAGGCUCUGAGCCGCUGACCGUGUCCUGGGUUCAGGACAAAGACCACAUUCUCAGAGACGGUGAUAACCGUAAGAUCACCUUUGAGAAUCACGUGGCCACUCUUGUCGUACCCAAAGCCGACUCGGCCACCGCUGGUAAAUACACGUGCCAGCUGAGAGGCGACUCUGGAGUUGUUGAGUCCAUCUCCCAAGUGACCGUGCUAGAACCGGCUGCUAUCGUGGAUAGCCCAGAGUCUUUGAACGUGAAAUCAGGAGAGAACACGUCUCUUGAAGUCACGGUUUCUGGCUCUCCAGAGCUGAAGGUUAAGUGGUUCAAGGAUAACGAAGAACUCUCUGCUGGCGCAAAGUACCAGUUGUCUUUCUCAAAGAAGGUUGCGUCCCUGAAGAUUCGCUCUGCUGACAAAGCAGACGCUGGCGAAUACAAGCUGGAGGUUGCAAACCAUGUUGGCACUGCCUCGAGCAAAACUAAGCUCUCUGUAUCAGAUAAGGUGAUUCCACCGAGCUUCAUCAGGAAGCUCAGAGACACCCACCUCGUUGUUGGUAAGCCUGGCGAGAUGGAGUGCAAGGUCGCUGGCUCUGCUCCACUAACGACAUCCUGGUUCCACAACGGCCAGGAGGUCAAGAGCGGGCCAAACUAUGACAUUAGCUGCACUGAUAACAGCUGCAAACUGAGAGUUCCUUCAAUCAGGAUGUCAGACGCUGGCAAAUACACAUGUAAAGCAGCGAAUGCUGCUGGAACCAGUGAGACCAGUGCUACCAUGAAUGUGACAGAACCUCCAUCUUUUGUGGAACCACCAGAAGCAAAGGAAACUUUACCCAGCAAGAACGUGUCUUUCUCGGCUAAAGUGAAAGGCAGCGCUCCUCUGAAGGUGAAAUGGUUUAGGGGAGCUAAAGAGAUGCAGCAUGGUCGGGGCUGUGAGAUCAGCCUAAAGAACGACAUCGCAACUUUGGUGCUUCACAAAGUGGAGACGUCCCACGCAGGAGAGUACACCUGUCAGAUCAUUAACGAUGCGGGGAAGGAAAGCUGCCCCGUUAAUCUGUUUGUUAAAGAACCGGUCCACUUUGUGAAGAAGCUGAGGAACGUUUCCUCUGAAAAGGGCAAACCUUUGAGGCUCGAGGUCACAUUUGCUGGAACUCCCAGGGUAAAUGUGACCUGGAAGAAGGACGGUAAACCCGUCUGGGCCUCCUAUCAGUACAACCUCAUCCCCACCGACACCUCCUGCAUUCUGGAGAUUCUUAAUUCAGACAGGGCGGAGGCUGCUGGUAGAUACUGUUGCGAAGUAGACAACGGAGUCGGCAGCGACAGAUGUGAAGCUGAAGUUUCAAUUCUAGAGCGACCAUAUUUUGUUGAAAAGAUGGAGCCGACAGAGCUGACUGUGGGCCAAUCGCUCACCCUCAAAUGCCGUAUCGCAGGAACUCCUGACAUCGCUGUAGCUUGGUUCAAAGGAGGCGGAAAGCUGCGCAAAUCAGAUGUUUGCUCCAUGGAUUUCACAAACGGUGUAGCAACUCUGAAACUGAGCAAAACAACCAAGUUUGACCACGGCGAGUACACCUGCCAGGCAGAGAACCGGGUCGGUUCAGCCUCUGCUACCUGCCGUGUGAUGGUGAAAGAACCCGUACGAUUCGUCAAGAAGCUGACGGAUAUGUGCCACGAGAUGGGCAAACCUCUGAGGCUGGAGUGCACAUACACCGGCAGUCAGAGGGUCUACGUGACGUGGAAGAAGGACGACAAGAUGAUCUGGGCUUCUUACCAGUACAACGUAAAAACCACCAACUCCUCCUGUGUCCUGGAGGUUCUCUACAGCGACAGACCCACCGCCGCAGGAAAAUACACCUGCGAAAUUUCCAAUGCAGAAGGAACUGACGUCUGUCAUGCUCAUAUUACCAUAGAGCGCAAAGUGCCUCCAAACUUCACCAGGAAGCCUUCCGAGUCCAUGGUGGAUUCUGUGGGUAAGACGGUGAAGAUGGAGGGUCGCGUGUCGGGCUCUCAGCCUCUGACCGUCACCUGGUACAAGGACAACAACCGGAUCUUCCCCUCUGACAAAUACGAUGUCAGCUUCAAGAACAACGUGGCGGUUCUGAGCAUCAGAGAGUCCUCCACCUACGACAGCGGCGUGUACACGUGCACAGCUGCCAACGAAGCUGGAGAGGCUUCGUGCCAGGUUUCUCUCUCCAUCGCAGAGAGCGGCCAGGCUCCAAAGUUUGACGUCCCUCUGGAGCCGGUGACGGUGAACGAGGGCGAGAAGCUGAGCAUCAAGUGCCAUGUGGUCGGCUCUGCUCCUAUAAACAUCCAGUGGAUGAAAGACAGGAGGGAGCUGAAGUCCAGCGGAAACACCAGAAUCACGUUCGUCGGUGGGACGGCCUGUCUGGAGGUCAGCUCAGCUUCAAAGGGCGACGCUGGAGACUAUCUGUGCAAGGCCAGCAACGCCAGCGGCAGCAACUUCUGCAAAUGCCGCGUCACUGUGAAAGAAACUGGAGUCAAGGCUGCCCCGGCCGAGCCCGCCGCCCCAGCUGCCCCCGCUCCCGUCAAGAGACUGGACAACCUCUUCUUUAUCGAGGAGCCUAAAAACGUCUCUGUCACAGAGAAGGGCACUGCAACUUUCAUCGCCAAGAUUGGCGGCGACCCGAUCCCCAGCGUGAAGUGGAUGAAGGGCAAAUGGAGGCAGAUCACAGCCGGUGGUCGCAUCUCUAUCGAGCACAAGGGCCAGGACGCCAAGAUGGAGAUCAGAGAGGUGACCAAGUCCGAUGCUGGUACCUACAGGUGUGUGGCCACCAACAAACACGGAGAGAUCGAGUGCAGCGCUGACAUGGCGGUCACCAAGAAGGAGGAAGUGGAAGGAUUCGGAGACAUCAGGACGAGGCUGAAGAAGACCCCCUCCAAGCAGAAGAGUCCGAAGAAGGAGGGAGACAUUGACAUCGUGGAGCUGCUCAGAGGUCACGACCCCAAGGACUACGAGAGGAUCCUGACCGAGCACGGAAUCCACGACUACCGCGCCAUCCUGCAGGCCAUCGAGUUCCUGAAGAGGGAGAAGGAGGUGGAGACUGGAAGACCGGAAGUGGAACAUGGCGGUCGGGUUCAAGAGGAGGAUAUGGCUCGUCUCAUCACACAGCUGGAGGGACGCGUCGGGACAGAGCCCGUCACCGUCCUCGAGGACAUCACUGACCAGACGACCGCUGAGAACCAGAGCGCCACCUUUGAGUGUCGCAUCAAGAUCAACUACCCAGAGAUCUCGCUCACCUGGUACAAGGGCACGCAGAAACUAGACAGGGGCGAUAAAUACGACAUCAGCAGCGUGGGCGACCGCCACUACCUGAAGAUCAAGAACUGCGUGGUGAAGGAUCAGGGCAACUACCGCGUGGUGUGUGGACCUCACAUCUCCAACGCCAAGCUCACCGUCACAGAAGAGAGAAAACCUGUUGAAGAGAUUAUUGAGAGGACUCAGUUCGAUAGAAGAGAAGGAGUCCCUGAAGUUCCUGAGGCUUACAGGAGAGCAGAGGAGAAACCCUCUGAGCCGGCGGCGCUGCCUUCAGCUCCUUACGCAGUACCUGACGCCAUGAGACAGAAGCCAGAGGUGACCGUCGCCGCUCCGUCCUGGCCGGAGGAACGUCUCACUGCAGCAGAACGUCCCGUUUACCCCGAACCACAACCUGAAGCUGAGCUAGUGACCGUUCCCAGAAAGGUCACGCCUGAACUUUAUCAGCCCGAGGAGCCGACAAUGGUUCCUCCUGAGCCUAAAGUUCCUCUGAAAAAACCCGAGCCUACGGUUCCCAAAGUCAAGCCUCAAGAACCCAAAGUAGAACCUGUGAAGAAAAUCCCUGAGGCAGCCAGAGCUAAAGCACCAGACGUUGCUAGACCUGAAGAACCUGCAGUUCUGCCGACUGCAGUAAAGGUUCCCCCUCCAACACCAGAGCGUCUUCCAACUAAAGUACAAGAUGUUCCCAGACCAGAGGAACCUGUGCUUCAGCCGUCUCCACCCACAGUUACUCCGACAAAGGCUGAAGCUCGUCCGACCACAGUGUCUCCUCCAGAGGAGAAGAAGCCGUCUGCUCCAGUACCAAAGCCUUCAGCUCCUCGUCCUCCUUCUCCUCCAGUGUCUCCUCCAGAGGAGAAGAAGCCGUCUGCUCCAGUACCAAAGCCUACGCCUCCUCGUCCUGCAGAGAAAGUAGCGCCUCCUGCAGUGUCUCCUCCAGAGGAGAAGAAGCCGUCUGCUCCAGUACCAAAGCCUACGCCUCCUCGUCCUGCAGAGAAAGUAGCGCCUCCUGCAGUGUCUCCUCCAGAGGAGAAGAAGCCGUCUGCUCCAGUACCAAAGCCUACGCCUCCUCGUCCUGCAGAGAAACGGAAAAGAAACCAUCUCCACCAGCUCCAAAGGUUCCCGUAG
Molecule: messenger RNA, 23466 nt
Organism: Cheilinus undulatus (humphead wrasse)
Lineage: Eukaryota; Metazoa; Chordata; Actinopteri; Labriformes; Labridae
Product: titin-like
Exons: 86
Source: RefSeq, a predicted model, not a curated record